GCGGUUAGACCAACACAGCAGAACACAGGGUAAGUAAAUUUUUACAAGAGGUGUGUUUCCCCCUCCUUAAAUCGCUUACCAAAUAUUCUCGUUCUCACUAUAAAUGCUUCUCUUCCUAGCUCAAAAUUGUUUACUCUGAUGCAUGUCAUACUGGAAUCGAGUUUGAGUGUUAUACAGUUUCGUAAACUGCACCUGUUGGGGGGCCCUAACCUAACCUCCCGUUAAAAGGUGAAGGAGAGAGUCGGGAAUAUGUUUAUUUAGGAUUUUAUACUUUGUCUCAGUUUAAUUUUUGAUUUGUAAUAGACUGAAAGAAAUCAUGAGCAGAUCAGACUCCAUUGGAUGUAAUUCUGGAAUACCAUUAAGAAAAAUACCACCUCAGAACAUUGUCAACAGACUAAUAAGACGAGAAACUUAUGGUUAUGGCAAGCCCGGCACUCAUUUUCAUGUUGUAAGGGAAUUUUAUCAGAAUGUACAUCCUAAUUUCACAAUCGUCAAUGUUGAAAAACCACCAUGUUUUCUUCGGAAGUUUAGUCCGGAUGGUAAACACUUCGUUGCAUUUUCCUCUGAUCAAACCUCACUAGAAAUUUAUGAUUAUCGGGGUGCUGCAGCUGUUGCUGAUCUUAUACAUCAUUGCAAAGGAGAAUAUGUUGGAAAUAAGAAUGACGAGAAGAGUGACUACAUCAGGAGUCGGGCAUUCGAUCGGUUUUUUAGGCUUAAAUGGACUGUCAGUGUAGCACAAGGAGGAGAGCAGUUAAACCGAGAGUGCAGUCUGUUCACCGAUGAUGGACGCUUUAUUAUUGUUGGCUCAGCUGCUUACCUACCAGAAGAACAGCGACCCUCCUUCUAUGAGGUUUACACCAAUAAUGAAGCUGUUUCACCUAAUCCCAGAAUACCUCUUGAAGACUACUCCUUGCACUUAGUUGACUUACAGGCUGGUCGAUUAUGUGAUACAAAACAUUUUAAGGUUGAUAAGAUAUUUCUUUCUCACAAUCAAGGCCUGUAUUUGUACCGUGAUACGUUAGCUGUGCUGUCAGUACAGCAGCAAACCAUUCAUAUUUUUAGAAUCACUGAUGAUGGUGUGUUCACAAAUGUACGCUCCAUUGGGAGAUUUUGUCAUGACGAUGAUGACUUUCUCCUCUCCUCAGUGACGGAGAGCAGAUCUCCAUAUAUGGGAGUUCCUCGACCUUUCAGGGAAGAGACAAUAAAUUGUCUGAAGCACCGUUUGCUCACAUUUUUAUAUAAACGAGCAUAUUCACUAUCUCAAUCAGCAGGAAAUGCUUACGAACUAAGGAAAUUUUUCCAAUAUUUUGAUCAGCUUAAGAGUCUGAAAAUGUGGAAAAUGCAGCUGAUUGAUGAAGAUCAUUUACUAAUUAAAUACGCUUGUGAGGAUGUUGUCACACUUCGAGCCAAUGAACCUAAUUCGCAGCCCUCAUUUUUUGCUUUCUACAAUAUUUCAAAAGCAGAGAUAAUAGCUGUCUUUGAAAAUGCGUCCAAACAACUCCUUACACUUUUAGAAGACCAUUGUGAUUCUUUUAGAAACACAAGACUUAACUCAGAAUGUCAAUUUACAUGCUCACCCUCAAAUAAUAUUUUUGCAAGGUUGAUUCAACAACGUUUUAAGCAGACGAUAGUCUCUGCAAGGUUUGGAGGUCCUCGUGAAGCUACAAAGAGACUUCUUGCUCAGUUACCAAUCAGUGCCCAGUCUUACAGUUGCUCACCCUACUUAGAUUUGGCACUUUUUAGCUAUGACGAUAAAUGGGUUUCAGGGAUGGAGCGACCCAAAGCUUGUGGAGAACACCCAAUUAGAUUUUAUGCACGAGGCUCUGGUCUUCUGAAAUUUCGAAUAUACGCAGGAUUUCUUGGGAAAAAUCCACCUCCUACUGCCCGACAACUGGUUGCAUUCACUUUUCAUCCUUCGGAUCCCUUUGCAAUUAGUGUUCAAAGGACCAAUGCAGAAUAUGUUGUUAAUUUUCAUGUCAGGCAUGAUGCUGCUGAAAUGCUUCUCUUGAGAAAAGAGUCAGAAUGAUGUGUUCAAUUUUGAAAUUUCUUUUUUAUAUUUGACCUGAAGUCAGUUAUGUUUGAUUUAUGACUUAUAUGAAUCAAUGAAAUUUGUCCUACUAAUUUUAUUUAGUAGUUGAGCUAUUAAUUAUUGUAACAAAAGUGCUAUUGACGUCUGUGAUUUUAUUCAUGUGAUAUAUAUGUAACUUUUAUACUGGGCUGAAUGCAAAUUAUUCUUUCUUUCUUCCUUUUUUUUUUUUUUUUUUUUUGAAUGUGAGUACCGCUUUCUUUAAUGAUAGCUGUUGACUCAAUUUUUUCUUUGUUACUUAAUUUUUAGGACUAUACAGUAUUAUUAUUUCAAACUUGACAGAGGCACUGUGCCUCUUAUUAGUGUGUACUUAUGAAAGUAAUCCAUUCUAGAUGAGAAUGGUGAAUAUUAAUUACUUUUACUCUCAGGUCAUAAAACAUUUGGUUUUCAUAGUCCAGUAAGCAGAAUCAUUGUGCAUCUGUUUGAUGCAAAUUAAUGACCAUUAUGACCAGAAUGUAUUUUAAAAAAAAUUGAAGACUGAUCUACUGUAGCAGUACAUGUAAACAAAACUUAAACACUCAGUUAUUUUUCAGAUUUUUCAGAAUAAACAGGCCUAUUGUAUGUA
Molecule: messenger RNA, 2651 nt
Organism: Frankliniella occidentalis (western flower thrips)
Lineage: Eukaryota; Metazoa; Arthropoda; Insecta; Thysanoptera; Thripidae
Gene: abo
Product: DET1 homolog
Exons: 7
Coding region: 317-2026 (569 amino acids)
Biological process (GO): protein ubiquitination; positive regulation of proteasomal ubiquitin-dependent protein catabolic process
Cellular component (GO): nucleus; cullin-RING ubiquitin ligase complex
Molecular function (GO): ubiquitin protein ligase binding; ubiquitin-like ligase-substrate adaptor activity
Source: RefSeq, a predicted model, not a curated record